AUGCCUCUGACUGCUGAUCAAGUCCCGCCUCCAUCCGAGGACGCCACAUUGAAGGGUCCUGUCGUCCAAGUUGCAGACAAAGAAACCCUCCAGAAGCGUCUGGAGAGUUAUUACGCGGGCAUAGACCGAAUGGACCUAUUGGAAGCGUACAAUGAAGCCUAUCUAUCGGUUGCCGGAAAAUCUAUGAAGGCACGGCAGCUCUUGGUAGAAGUCUUCUCAGCACAAAGGGCACCAGAAAUGGAGCGCAAAAUACCGCGUCUGAAACGCGACGACGAGGAGACCUUCAAGCUCCUGUGCAAUUUCUUCGCCGACGAGAGUGAGGGAAGGCAGGCGAGGGAAGUUCUUCUCAGAAUCAUUAGGCACCAGGAAGACAUAUGGUACGGUGUAAGUAGAAAAGUGUUGCAAGCUAGGAUAGAUGAAGGGAAACCACUGCGGCUCCUCCAUUACAGCGAACUCCCGGAUGACCUGAAAGUGGAAGACUAG
Molecule: messenger RNA, 483 nt
Organism: Pochonia chlamydosporia 170
Lineage: Eukaryota; Fungi; Ascomycota; Sordariomycetes; Hypocreales; Clavicipitaceae
Exons: 2
Coding region: 1-483 (160 amino acids)
Source: RefSeq, a predicted model, not a curated record